AUGCAACAGUGUGUAGAACAAGACCCGUCGGCGUACUGGAAAGGGCUGUGGCACGGCCUGCUACUGCUGUUGCCCGUGCUUUGUUUCCUGUAUCGAAAAUGGUCGAUCGCCGCGCAACGGUCCGAGGUGCAGCAGCCAGUUCUCGGGCAAUUUAUGAACGAACUAUUUGCCUUUGAGGUCGUUCUCGUGGCGGGCGCCGAGCUGAAGGCCGUGCGUGACCAGCUCCAAAGUGCCAAAGAGGCUGCAAUCGUGAAUGCCGACAAGGUGCAUGCGCUGCAGGAGCGCAUCGUGGACAUUGCUGCAGUGCUGCAGCAGAAGCUGGCGACCAUCACACCGAUCGUGUCGUUCCUUUUGGAGCAAAGUGUGGGCGUGAUGAAAGGUCAGCAAGCGGACGGCCCGACGGCGGAGGACACUGAGCCCAAUAAGGACAAGUGA
This is a messenger RNA of Hyaloperonospora brassicae, 435 nucleotides long. Lineage: Eukaryota; Oomycota; Peronosporomycetes; Peronosporales; Peronosporaceae. The record is from the annotation of a GenBank genome assembly.